Procambarus clarkii (red swamp crayfish) is the source of this 1368-nucleotide messenger RNA. The record is from RefSeq and is a predicted model, not a curated record. Lineage: Eukaryota; Metazoa; Arthropoda; Malacostraca; Decapoda; Cambaridae.
AUGAGGAAAACUAUGAAAAAGUUAAUAGCCUUCUAUGGGGGUACUCGCAAGGUCUCAGAGGCAGUCAAUGGUUUUAUCAACCUUACUGGAUAUGAACCCAUUCAGGGAGAAUGCAGAAACUUUGAUCUUGCUGGAACAUUUGAUGUUGCUGGGACAUUUGAUGUUGCUGGAGCAUUUCAUGUUGCUGGGACAUUUGAUGUUGCUGGAGCAUUUCAUGUUGCUGAGACAUUUGAUGUUGCUGAGACAUUUGAUGUUGCUGAGACAUUUGAUGUUGCUGGAACAUUUGAUGUUGCUGGAACAUUUGAUGUUGCUGGAACAUUUGAUGUUGCUGGAGCAUUUGAUGUUGCUGAGACAUUUGAUGUUGCUGGAACAUUUGAUGUUGCUGGAGCAUUUGAUGUUGCUGAGACAUUUGAUGUUGCUGGAACAUUUGAUGUUGCUGGAACAUUUGAUAAUACUGGAACAUUUGAUGUUGCUGGAACAUUUGAUGUUGCUGGAACAUUUGAUGUUGCUGGAACAUUUGAUGUUGCUGGAACAUUUGAUGUUGCUGGAGCAUUUGAUGUUGCUGGGACAUUUGAUGUUGCUGAGACAUUUGAUGUUGCUGGAACAUUUGAUAAUACUGGAACAUUUGAUGUUGCUGGGACAUUUGAUGUUGCUGAGACAUUUGAUGUUGCUGGAACAUUUGAUGUUGCUGGAACAUUUGAUAAUACUGGAACAUUUGAUGUUGCUGGAACAUUUGAUGUUGCUGGAACAUUUGAUGUUGCUGGAACAUUUGAUGUUGCUGGGACAUUUGAUGUUGCUGGAACAUUUGAUGUUACUGGAACAUUUGAUGUUGCUGGAACAUUUGAUGUUGCUGGGACAUUUGAUGUUGCUGGAACAUUUGAUGUUGCUGGAACAUUUGAUAAUACUGGAACAUUUGAUGUUGCUGGAACAUUUGAUGUUGCUGGAACAUUUGAGGUUACUGGAACAUUUGAUGUUGCUGGGACAUUUGAUGUUGCUGGAACAUUUGAUGUUGCUGGGACAUUUGAUGUUGCUGGGACAUUUGAUGUUGCUGGGACAUUUGAUGUUGCUGGGACAUUUGAUGUUGCUGGGACAUUUGAUGUUGCUGGGACAUUUGAUGUUGCUGGAACAUUUGAUGUUGCUGGGACAUUUGAUGUUGCUGGGACAUUUGAUGUUGCUGGGACAUUUGAUGUUGCUGAGACAAUUGAUGUUGCUGGAACAUUUGAUGUUGCUGGAACAUUUGAUGUUGCUGGAGCAUUAGAUGUUGAGAGAGUAUAUUGUAUUGUUGAGAACAAUGACCCUGUGUACACGCUUAAGCGUCUUGGGGCUGAUGGAAGUUUUUUUGUGACAUGUUUAAAUGUCUACAAUUAA